Molecule: messenger RNA, 336 nt
Organism: Pieris macdunnoughi
Lineage: Eukaryota; Metazoa; Arthropoda; Insecta; Lepidoptera; Pieridae
Source: the annotation of a GenBank genome assembly
AUGAAAGUGCGUGAAGUUAAUUUUGAACCAUCUUCUAGAGUAGAAGAUAUAUCUAUUGGAAUUACCUUUGGAUUGAAGAAUUCUUCUCUUGAACAAUCAAACGAAGCGCACCAAUACAUCGAUCCUGUCCCAUUUCCGCAUACGGAUUUGGAGAAACUGAUCAUGGUUGGUAUCACAGAAGGCAAAAGAUCACGUGGCCGUUUACCAAUCAGAUGGAUCGAUCAAGUGAAAGACUCAUCGUCCUCAAAACUAUACACUGUUAUAAGAGAGGCGAGGGACAGAAACCGCUGGAAACAGAUUGUACUCUCCAAAUGUUUUCUUGCUGAAAACACAUGA